UAUAGAUUGUGAAAAUGGCAAACCAAGAGUCUUUCCUGGUGAAAUUCAUAAAAACGAAGGAGAAAGAUUCUGAAUAUUUCACAAAAGCUUUUCAGGCCAUUAAAGAAUUUCAAUCAGAGGAAUUUCUGCAGAUUGUCAACGAAGAUGAAACAUUUAGUUUAAAAAUAAAAGACAAUUCGCUUUAUGUAUGUGACCCAUUUGAGGGAGCAGUUUAUGAUCAUCUAAAAAAGCUUGGUUGCAGGAUUGUCGGUCCACAAGUGGUGAUAUUUUGUCUUCAGCAUCAACGGAAUGUACCUGAAGCCGUUCACCCUGUCUACAGUUUGGUCAUGGCUGACGUGGUCGUUUCAUGCACCAGCCUGGAGAAGAAAACCCGAGACGAUGUGCAUCAGCGGGUCCAGCUGAUGGGUGGUCGCAUCAUCCGUGAUUACAACACCUCAGUCACUCACCUGAUCGCUGGGGAGGUUGGAAGCAAGAAGUACCUGGUGGCGGCCAGUCUGCACAAACCCAUUGUGCUUCCAUCCUGGGUCAGUGCCUGCUGGGAGAAAGCUCAGCAGAGAAUGAUUGACCUUGCAGAUGUGAACAUGGAAGAGCACCUGUGCCCCCCGUUCCUGGGCUGUACCAUCUGUGUGACGGGACUCAGCAGCUCGGACAGGCAGGAGGUGCAGCGAGCUACCCUGGAGAACGGGGGUCGCUACACCGGACAGCUGAAGAUAAACGAAUGCACACACCUCAUUGUGCACGAAGCUAAAGGUCAGAAGUAUGAAUGCGCACAAAAGUGGAAUAUAUUCUGCGUGUCCAUCCAGUGGUUCUUUGACUCCAUAAAGCAGGGUGCUUGCCAAGACGAAGGCAAUUAUAAGGUUGAAUCAGACAGAAAAUCGGCUCCAAGCACCUCAACCCCGACAAAUAUUGGAGACGCACUGAACCCUCGACCUCUUUCGGAUGUGAGCCACAUUGCCAACAUCAGCAUGAACGGCAUCAAUGAGACUGCACUCACCUCCGCCAUGACCACUCGGUUGGAGAUGCCUGACCACCAGCUCGAAGCCUUGGAUCUCACGCUUUCUGUCGUCCCAGAGGACUUGUUGGAUGGAUGCAAAAUCUAUCUCUCUGGAUUUGGCGGUAAAAAGUUGGACCAGUUAAGGCGGAUGAUCAACUUUGGAGGUGGAGUUCGGUUUAAUCAAACCUCUGAAGACGUCACGCACGUCAUCGUGGGGGAGGAAGACAAGGAGCUGAAGCAGUGUUUGAACAAAUUGUCGCACAGGCCGCACGUGGUUACGGCAAAGUGGUUAGUGGAUUGCUUCUGCGAGAAACGUCUCCUUGCUGCCGAGCCGUACUUCUGUCCGGGUUAUCAGCCCGCUGUUCCAGUGCCCGGACGCGGCGGCGGAGACCAAACGCACUCCACUCUGAAGGGCAGUAACGCAUCGAGAGCAGCCGCAGCCCGUUGCACCGCGGAACAGCAGGCUGACGACGACCUCCUGCUGCAGUACCUGGAGAACGACGUGACUCUAGACGUUCCUGAAAAUAUGGAGAGAACUGACCGUAACGUAACUGGCAACCUCCACAACACCGUGCUGGAAAAUAACGAGACCGCAAGCACUUCUAUAAACCAAACAAGAACUACAGACGAUGGACUGUUUUGGAAAAAGCGAUUUCUAAUAUUUGGCUUUACCAAAGAAGAUGAAACCUACAUGGCUCAACUAAUCGAGAGUAACAGUGGGCAGGUUCUACCACCACACGGCCGAGCUAUGGCAGACUAUGCCGUCGUGCCGUUAUUGGGCACCUGCGUGGAAGCAACAGUGGGCGAAGUGGUUACAAAUACAUGGCUGGCAAUGUGCAUAGAUCGGCAGUCCAUUCUCCCGGUGCCCUCCAAUGCCUUGUUUACUCCUCUAUCCUACGUGGAAGGAAGCUAUCCGCUGAACAACUGUGUACUUUCUAUUAGCCAGUUCACUGGAGUGGAACGCGAUGCAAUAUUCAACAUAGCGGAAUUACUUGGAGCGAGAGUGCAGGAGUUUUUUGUUCGGAAAGUUAACGUGAAGAAGGACAUGCUUGCAAGCACCCAUUUGGUUCUGCAAGAGCCGCAAGGCUCCAAGUACGAAGCUGCAAAGAAGUGGAGUUUACCAGCAGUGUCUCCAGCUUGGAUCUUUGAAUCGGCUCGAACUGGGAAGAAGGCUGAUGAAAGCAACUACUUCAUAGAUAAUUGCACUAAGCCUGUUGAAGAAGUGAAUGGGGCUGCCACCGAGUUGUGCCGAAUGCCUGAACCGUCACCCGAGCUCUCCACGACCAAACUACCCAGUGCUGUGACUCCGCUGGAUAUCAAUAGAUUCCAGAGUAAAGCCUUCCAGAUGGUUAUGUCUCAACAAAACAAAGUGGACAAAGCAGAAGCAGGCGAACCAAGUCUGCAGAAGGAAGCAAAGUUACGACUUGAUACGCCAUCAAAGUUCCUCUGUAAGGACAAGCUCUUCAAACCAUCAUUUGAUGUUCAGGAUGCAUUGGCAGCUCUGGAGACUCCAACCAACCCAAACCAACGUCACAGGAAGAUGAGUACCCCCUUAUCCGAAGUGAUUGGGAGGAAUCUGAAGGUGGCUUUGGCUAACAGCAGACGCAAUGCGCUGGCACCAUCUGCAACAAGCCCGCAGUUUCAUGCGCCUGAACCAGCCAAGGACGAGCCGGAGAUCCUAGCGGAUGUUGUGAUUUGUGUGAGUAAGAAGCUUGGCAAGCGACAGGGCGACUUGAACGCAAUAGCAGCCUCUCUGGGAGCAGAUUACAGGUGGAGUUAUGAAGAGAUGGUGACUCAUUACAUCUACCAGGGCAAGCAGAAUGACACCAGUCGGGAAUACAAGUCCGUCAAAGAAAAGGGCGUUCACGUUGUCUCCGAACACUGGCUCUUUGCUUGUGCUGACGAGCAGAGGAAGGUGCCUGAAUAUCUUUACCCUCACACAUACAAUCCUAACAUGAGCCUGGAUAUUAGUGCCGUUCAUGAAACUAAAGUGUCCACGCGCUUGUGCCCUUCUGAAGCAAGAUGCGGGGAUAAGCAGACCACGAACCUUGCUGAUGAGCAAGCUGAGAGUGAAAACGAUGAACAAAUUCUUGAGGCGGAAAAGAAUCGUCAAAAUCAAGAGUUUGGAGACUUGACAGAAACCUCCGAAAUGAGGGAGAAUUUUCAGCGCCAGCUGCAGGAAAUAAUGUCGGCCACGCGAGUGGAGAAGUCGGGCGGGCACCGCGGAGCGGUAUCGAGGGGAAUACUGGACCACUCCAUGUCCACAGACUGCGCCCCACGCACAGGCCGCAGCAGGGCACUGGAAUCCCUCAGGUGUUCACGCCCACCUGUCAUGGACAUCAACACGGAGCCGUCACAAAGCGAGCAGAUCAUCUGGGAUGACCCGACGGCCCGGGAAGAGCGGGCCAAGUUGGCCAACAACCUGCAGUGGCCCGGCAGCCCGUCCCAGUACUCGGAGCAGCUGGAGGGGCACAACACCAAGCACCCAGAGUCCUUCACCGAUUCAGAAAUGGCCACAAUAGAAAUCCCACAGCAGGUCGCGGCAGGGAACGGCGACGUUGCGGCGAAGGACGACCAUCUCAGCCCCACGCCGCAAGCACCCAGCAUCGCCUUCCCCCUGGCCAGGCCGCCAGUGGCACCACAGCCCAAGGAACAGGAUGCUGUUGAGAAGAACAAGGAGCCAGAGGCGAUCCCGAGGAGAUUCCAGCUGUCAUCACUCAACCCCCAGGAGCGGAUUGACUACUGCCAUCUCAUCGAGCAGCUAGGUGGUGUGGUGCUGGAUAGACAAUGCUUUGAUGCUUCAUGUACACACAUCAUCGUUGGGCAGCCACUGCGGAACGAGAAGUAUUUGGCUUCUAUGGCGGCUGGCAAGUGGGUCCUGCAUCGAUCCUACUUGGAGGCGUGCAGAGCCGAGUCCAGGUUUAUACAGGAAGAGAACUACGAGUGGGGCAGCAGCUUCAUCCUGGACGUGCUGCCUGGGAUCAGUGCGCAGCAGAGAAAGCUUGCGGUGGCGGCAAUGCGAUGGAGGAAGAGGCUGGACAUGCUGAGACAAAAGAAUGACAGUGCAGAGAUUGGUGCGUUCAAUGGCUGGACGGUCAUUUUGAACUUUGACCACAACAAGGAGGCAGGCUUCAGGAGGCUUCUACUCUCUGGAGGGGCCAAGGUCCUCCCCAAUCACUUGCCCACGGACUACCAAGAGGCCACCCACCUGUUUGUUGACUUCGGCAAGCUGAAGGUGGAGGAGAGGAGGGUGAACCUGACCGAGGCCCUGGAACACGACGUACUCUGCCUCAAACCCGAGUUCAUUGCCGACUAUCUGAUACAGGAGCGACCCCCUCCCGUUGAGAAUUACUUCCUGACCACCGAGCCCGGGACCACAGCGCGGAAACGCAAGGUGUCCGACGAUCACGCCGACUCGAGAAAGUGCCGCAAAACGUGAAGAGCGACGCUCCCCGGUUCAAUAAACUGUCCACAUCUUGUACUCCAGAGAGGGGAGUCCGACUGAACUACAUCUACAGACCAACAUCAGUCAUGUCCACCACUUCUGGGAGCAGAAUGAGGCCAUUCGGCCCGUCAAAUCGACACCAUUUGUUCAUGGCUGAUCUAUCUCUCCCUCUCUGUCGCCUUCAUUCCUGCUGCUUGUAGGGUGAACGUUGGAACAUUAAAAAUAACGUGAAACCUACUGCCAGAGCCUCUUCAAAAGGGAUGAUUUGAUUACAUUUUUGUUUAUAUUUUAAAUAUAUUUGCUUAG
Molecule: messenger RNA, 4745 nt
Organism: Leucoraja erinaceus (little skate)
Lineage: Eukaryota; Metazoa; Chordata; Chondrichthyes; Rajiformes; Rajidae
Gene: topbp1
Product: DNA topoisomerase II binding protein 1
Exons: 27
Coding region: 15-4433 (1472 amino acids)
Biological process (GO): mitotic DNA replication checkpoint signaling; mitotic G2 DNA damage checkpoint signaling; DNA replication initiation
Source: RefSeq, a predicted model, not a curated record